GGCGGCACAAAAGGGGCUGCUGCAGCCCUGCCCGCUGCCGCUGCCGGCGGGGGCUCGCCUCGCCUGGGCUCCGCAUCGCGUUGCAUCGCAUCCUUUUCCCGCGGCCGGGAGGAGGUGCCGGGCCGCUCCGCUCCGCGGCGGAGGAGGAGGAAGAAGAAGAGGAAGAGGAAGGCGGAGGGGGGCUGCGGGCUCGCCUCGCCUCGCCUCGCCUCGCCGCGGCCGGCGCCGAGCCAUGCCGGGGGGCAGCGGGCGGGCCGGGGGCGAGCGGCAGCCUCGCCCCGCCGGGGGCCCGGCGGGCACCGACGCUGCGCCGGCCGGGGAACCGCGUGUCCCGCUCUGUUGACACGGCGUCCCAGAAAGUGAAGCAGUUUGUUGAAUGUCAAGAGUUGCGACCUUUUGUCUGGGAAUCUACCAUGGCACGCGGAGCAUGGCAGCCAUCUGGGAAGAAGAUGGAGAUGUGCCUUGUGUGACUCCUCCAGCACUUAUCCUUUGUCCUGGGCUGGCCCAGAGGAAGCUGGCUGCCCUGCAUUUGUGUGUCCUGCAGGAACUGGAGUGAAACCAACAUUACCUGGCAGCCAUUGGGAUUGCCUUAUUGGAGCAGGUCAGCCGUUCAUCUCGCCUGGGGUUCAGCAUCUGAAAGAGCAACCUGAUGUCUGGAGGUAACGCCUUGGAGAAGGCACAGGACACCCGACUGGAGGAAGCUGUACUAAUUUACCGGAUGAAGAUGAGACGCCAUAAGCUCUUUCUGACUCUCUGCAUGGCUGGUCUCUGCCUCAUCUCCUUCUUGCACUUCCUCAAGGCCCUUUCCUAUGUCACCUUCCCCCGGGAGCUGGCUUCGCUUAGUCCCAACCUCGUCUCCAGCUUCUUCUGGAACAAUGCCCCCGUCACACCUCAGGUCAGCCCUGAGCCAGGGGGUGCAGAGUUCCUCCGCACACCCCUGUACUCCCACUCCCCCUUGCUCCAGCCCCUGCCUCCCAGCAGAGCCAGCGAAGAGCUGCACAAAGUUGAGUUUGUGCUGCCGGAAGACACAACAGAAUAUUUUGUCCGUACCAAAGCCGGUGGCGUUUGCUUUAAGCCAGGCACCAAGGUGUUGGAGAAGCCACCCGUGGGAGGGCGGCCGGAGGAGCGAGCGGAUGGCGCAGCAUCGGGACGGCCGGCUCGCAAGCCGCUGAGCGCCAGCGGGACCAAACGGCGCAAGUGGGUGGAGUGUGUGUGCUUGCCGGGCUGGCAUGGUCCCAGCUGUGGGGUCCCCACCGUGGUCCAGUAUUCCAAUCUGCCCACCAAGGACCGCCUCGUGCCGCGGGAGAUCCCCCGGCGGGUCAUCAAUGCUAUCAACGUCAACCAUGAGUUUGACCUGCUGGAUGUCCGCUUCCAUGAGCUGGGAGAUGUGGUGGACGCCUUCGUGGUGUGCGAGUCGAACUUCACGGCCUAUGGAGAGCCGCGGCCCCUCAAGUUCCGCGAGAUGCUCCUCAAUGGCUCCUUUGACUACAUCCGCCACAAGUUACUCUAUGUCUUCCUGGACCACUUCCCCCCUGGCGGCCGCCAGGACGGCUGGAUCGCUGACGACUACCUGCGCACCUUUCUCACCCGGGAUGGCAUCUCUCGCCUCCGCAACCUGCGGCCAGAUGACGUCUUCAUCAUCGAUGAUGCUGAUGAGAUUCCAGCCCGCGACGGUGUGCUCUUCCUCAAGCUCUACGACGGCUGGACGGAGCCCUUCGCCUUUCACAUGCGCAAGUCACUCUACGGCUUCUUCUGGAAGCAACCAGGCACCUUGGAGGUGGUCUCGGGCUGCACCAUGGGGAUGCUCCAGGCUGUCUAUGCUACCGACGGGAUCCGUCUGCGGCGCCGUGAGUACUACACCAUGCCUGGCUUUCGGCAGUAUGAGAACAGCACAGGACACAUCCUGGUGCAGUGGUCGCUGGGCAGCCCCCUCCACUUCGCUGGCUGGCACUGCUCCUGGUGUUUCACCCCGGAGGGGAUCUACUUCAAACUGGUGUCAGCCCAGAAUGGGGACUUCCCCCGCUGGGGUGACUACGAGGAUAAACGAGACCUCAAUUAUAUCCGGGAGCUGAUCCGGACUGGUGGCUGGUUUGAUGGUACAACGCAGGAGUAUCCCCCCGCCGACCCCAAGGAGCAGAUGUACGCUCCCAAGUACCUGCUGAAGAACUACCAGCGGUUCCGCUACUUGUUGGAGAACCCCUACCGAAAAGCAGAGGGCACUGGGUGAGGCUACCGGGGCUCAUGUGGAAAAUCAGGACUUCACAACAAAGGGAAAGAGUCGGAUGUUUUCAUCUGUUCCUUUCUUUGUUUGUUUUGUUUGGUUCUGGGUGGGGUGUGCCAUUUCUCUGGGGUCUCUGCCCUCCCUCCCUUCCUUCUCUUCUUCCCUUCAUCCCAGGGUGACCCUGGGGAUACGAAUUCCUCAGUGGUGUGAAGGGCAGGAGGAGGAGAGAUGUUGGGGACCUACUCUGGCAGUAGCAUAAAGACUUUGCUGCAUCUCCCGGACCUCUCCUGCUGGCUGGAGAGGAUCUCUGCGGCCAGCUGGCAGAUUUUCCUCUGGGGGAGGUUGGGAGGGUCCCAUGGGGAGAGAGGGCAGCUGUUCCCAUCCACCCUUGUCCUUUGUGGAUCGGAGCAAGCACAGAUGCGAGCCUGGGCUAUUCAGUGAGCGUGUGAGUCAGCAGGCACAAACCGAUGCGAGUGGUCACGUGUGCAGAUGUGUGUCACAGGCAUUUUUUGGAUGAGUGAAUGUGCAAAAGCAUCUCAGUGUGCAUUUAUUUUUUUGUAUACCUCUAUAUUCAAAGAAUAUUUUGGGGAGGGGAAAUCCUUUGCUUCCAAGGUUUUCUCCCCAAGAUGCAUCCUCCUCCCGCAGGCUUAAUGCAUCUGUCCUGGGCUGUGUCUUGGCCUGAUGCUCUACCAGUCCUGGAGCAGGCAGAUGGGAAGCGGAGGAGAAAGCUGAUAUUUUUUUUUUAAUUUUUUUUUUUUUAACUCCUUUGUUACCCCUGCCCCCACAACACUGCACUGGCUUGGCCCACAGAAGCUGAAGCAUCUUCCCUGCAGUACGUGCUUCUGUUGGGGCUGGGAUAAGCUGCAGGGGACUUAAUCAGAUGAUGGGAGUGUAUGUUUACAAGUGCAUGGUUUCCUAUGUGCAUGAGUGCUAACAUGCAUGGUUUUGGUAUGCACGUGGGCAUUCGUAAGCAGUAUUGGGGGGGAAGGGGACACAGGUGGGUUUGGGUGUGUGUGGAAAUGCUGGGAUCUGGAAGCUGCGAUCUUUGUCUUUGGCACAGAUGACUUUUUGGGGAAUUCAGAGGGCCGUGGAGAGCAUUGGCUCUGCAUAGCAGUGCUACACGUGUGGGACUGUUGUGUGCCUCCCUGGCUGCCUCUGCAACGCUGCAGGCCGUGCCUGUUGCAGGGCUGCUGCUUACACAUGUUGGCUAUUCUUUCUUACUGUAGGGUAAAAGGGAGAGGAGAAGGGCAGAGCUCUGCGUCAGCAGUGGGUGUUGUGGAGAAACACAAAGCCUGUGAAGGCACAGGAUCCAUCUGUCUGCUCUUAGGGUGUGAGGGAGCUCAUGGAGAAAUGGGCCAUGGGCAGAGUCCCCCUGGGGCCAAGAGACUGCUUUGGGACCAUCAUGCAAUCCAGAGAGCAUGUGCAGCCUAGGCCAUGAAGGCAAGACAGUGCAGAGGAGAGGGGAUCUAGGAGGACACUAGUUGCAGCUGGUUGAGCCGGUGUCUGCUCAGAGUUUGCCAGUGAUGGGUAGUCAGGAUCUGGCCUGUCACUGUGUUGGAUUGAUUCAGCUCCUUGAGGAAGCAGAUCCACGUCCCACCC
Molecule: messenger RNA, 3820 nt
Organism: Chroicocephalus ridibundus (black-headed gull)
Lineage: Eukaryota; Metazoa; Chordata; Aves; Charadriiformes; Laridae
Gene: MGAT3
Product: beta-1,4-mannosyl-glycoprotein 4-beta-N-acetylglucosaminyltransferase
Exons: 3
Coding region: 650-2227 (525 amino acids)
Biological process (GO): N-acetylglucosamine metabolic process; protein N-linked glycosylation
Cellular component (GO): membrane
Molecular function (GO): beta-1,4-mannosylglycoprotein 4-beta-N-acetylglucosaminyltransferase activity
Source: RefSeq, a predicted model, not a curated record